Messenger RNA from Ahaetulla prasina, 2062 nucleotides. It is a transcript of the gene AKTIP, whose product is annotated as AKT interacting protein. Lineage: Eukaryota; Metazoa; Chordata; Lepidosauria; Squamata; Colubridae. The transcript has 10 exons. The coding region runs from base 394 to 1275 and encodes 293 amino acids. The record is from RefSeq and is a predicted model, not a curated record.
CCGCCUUUGGAAACAGACGGCUCCGCCAUCCAAUCCGGAUGCCCUUGUCCACCCAGUGGGCGUCGCCGAGCUCCGCCCCUUAGCAACGGGGCCGCGGCCUUCUCGCCCCACCCUCCAACCGCUCCCUCGGGGGCCAUGCGGAGAUUUGUGGCGGAAGUCACAAAAGCAGCUGUGACGGGGGGGCGGGCCUCAGGCAGGGGUUGGCCAAUCACCGCGUCCCGUCCCUUGCCAAAGAGCCUCGGUCGAGAGCCUCGGGAGCAGUCCAGAUGGGGGUGGCGAGGAGGAGGCAGGCAGGGCGCCAGCGGGGCCGGUCGUGGUUAGAAAGAAACUGUAGAAAGUCGGACGCUUGGGAAGUAUAGUACAGUUCCACCUGGUGUUUUGGGCCUACACGUUAUGAACACAUUCUGGAGCAUGUCUGCAAGUUCUACACGCAAGAAACCGGAAACGGAAGAAAAGGAUCCACUUGGCGAGCUGAAGACCAGCCCUCCGCGCUCCGCUCCCAAGAAACAGCUGCCUUCCGUUCCCAAAAAUGUCAUGCCGAUGACCAAGCCUGCAUCUCCUGCCCUGUCAGCCCAGUCUACAAACGGAACACAUGCCUCCUAUGGACCUUUCUAUUUGGAAUAUUCCCUGCUGGCAGAAUAUACUCUGGUUGUGAAGCAGAAACUGCCGGGAGUCUAUGUACAGCCUUCUUAUCAGUCUGCAUUAAUGUGGUUUGGAGUCAUAUUCAUAAGACACGGGCUAUAUCAGGACGGCGUGUUUAAGUUUACAAUCUACAUCCCUGACAAUUAUCCCGAUGGGGACUGCCCACGCUUGAUUUUUGAUCUGCCCAUUUUCCACCCGCUCGUGGAUCCUGUCUCAGGGGAACUGGACGUGAAAAGAGCAUUUGCCAAAUGGAGGCGCAAUCACAACCACAUAUGGCAAAUACUGAUGUACGCGCGCAGAGUUUUCUACAAGAUCGACACAACCAACCCUCUGAACCCUGAAUCUGCUGUGCUGUAUGAAAAAGAUAUUCAACUCUUCAAGAGUAAAGUGGUUGACAGCGUAAAAUUAUGCAGCAGUCACUUAUUUGAUCCUCCCAAAAUUGAAGACCCCCAUGCAAUUAGCUUUUCUCCCUGGAAUCCAGCUAUACACAAUGAAGUAAGAGAGAAGAUGUUGACUCAGAAGAAGAAAGGAGACGACCAGCAAUCCAAGAACAUGCAAGUCUCUGGCCUGUCGUGGGUCAAGCCGGGCUCCGUUCAACCUUUCAGCAAAGAAGACAAGACCCUUCCCACCUAGCUGCCCGAGAAGGACGACAAACACUCCGCCCUUUUGACUGGAAGGAAGAACGUAAACAGAGCCCCAGCAGCGAAAACUGUGGUUCUUCUUCUUGACUUUGGAUUAGUAAAGAGUAAACGCUAGCAAACGACUUAAAAGUGAUCCUGUUUUCAGCGGGGGUUGCUUGGAGUCUCCUUGAUGUUUUACGUUGAGUUUUAAUUGCAGCCUGCAAGUAGGUCUUAUUAAAAAAGAAGGCCGGGCUAGAAGCCCGUCGUGCGUGGGUAACGAACGGCUCGGGAGUCAAAUGUAGCUCGGAAGUUUUCGGUGGGUUCCUUUUUAAAGCUUUUUUUUUUUUUUUUUAAAUGUAAAGAGCGGGCCGGAAAAAACUCAUUCCAGAGAUAAUCUGUGUUUGUGUAAACUAAUAUAGCAGAGUAAAAUACUAUAUUUAAAAACUUUUAAAUGCAUUGGUUUCUAUUGUAAAUAUUGUUUAGGAUAUGGAAUUUGUAAAUACUUGGUUCCAAUUCCUUCUAGCCCUUUUAAGGGCAGAAAGGCCGAGAUUGAUUUAUGUAUGAUGUGUACCUAUUUUUUUUCUCCCUUUUCUCCUUUACAGAUGUUGCCACUACUGGCUGCUUCUAACAUAACUUGUCCCAUAAUCUUUAGGGCCACAACCGAAUUGCCUGCAAGAAUCAUAGAGGAGGAAAGAUUUUACUGCAAAAAGGUGCUUAGGUAGAGAACUCUUCCAUUGUGAUAGUUGCAUGCAUCUUAACUCAAAUAACCUUUAAGAUGUGUCAAAGUGAUAUUAGAGGCA